Aspergillus alliaceus is the source of this 1236-nucleotide messenger RNA. Its product is annotated as uroporphyrinogen decarboxylase HEM12. Lineage: Eukaryota; Fungi; Ascomycota; Eurotiomycetes; Eurotiales; Aspergillaceae. Gene Ontology annotation, molecular function: uroporphyrinogen decarboxylase activity. Gene Ontology annotation, cellular component: cytosol. The transcript has 4 exons. The record is from RefSeq and is a predicted model, not a curated record. The coding region runs from base 18 to 1109 and encodes 363 amino acids. Gene Ontology annotation, biological process: heme biosynthetic process.
UUUCACUCCCCGUCAAAAUGCAGGAACAAUUCGCUCCAUUGAAGAAUGACCUUUUGCUGAGGGCCGCAAGAGGCGAGAAGGUCGAGCGUCCUCCGAUAUGGGUUAUGCGUCAAGCCGGACGCUACCUCCCCGAGUAUCACGAAGCUAAAGGGGGUCGCGACUUUUUCGAGUGCUGCCGCAGCCCAGAGAUCGCCUCGACGCUCACUAUCCAGCCGGUCGAACGAUAUGCAGGGCUCAUUGAUGCCGCGAUCAUUUUCUCCGAUAUCCUAGUCAUCCCUCAGGCCAUGGGAAUGCAGGUUGAGAUGGUUGACAAGAAGGGACCCCACUUCCCGGAACCGCUGAAGUCGCCGGACGACGGACAGUAUGAGAAAGUGAUGCAGAAGCAGGUUGAUGUUAAGGAUGAGCUUGAUUAUGUUUACAAGGCCAUCCGGCUCACCCGGCAUAAGUUGCAGGGCCGUGUCCCGCUGAUCGGUUUCUGUGGUGCCCCAUGGACUCUUCUUUGCUACAUGGUUGAAGGCGGCGGAAGCAAGAUGUUUAUUCAAACGAAGACAUGGAUAUAUAAGUAUCCCAAGGAGUCCCAGUCAUUGCUGCAGAAGAUUGCGGAGAUUUGUGUGGAAUACCUUGCCCUUCAGGUCGCCGCGGGUGCUCAGCUAGUUCAGGUCUUUGAUUCAUGGGCUGGUGAACUUUCUCCGGCCUCAUUCAAGUCAUUCUCGCUCCCUUACUUACGCCAUAUUUCUGCCAACCUGCCCAAGCGGCUGAAGGAGAUGGGGCUGGAGCCGGUGCCCAUGACAGUUUUCGCCAAGGGCGCGUGGUAUGGACUCGAGGACCUUUGCGAAUCUGGCUAUAAUGUUGUUGGGCUGGACUGGCUACACGAUCCGGCGGAAGCCAGGCGGAUUGCGAAUGGUCGGGUCACCAUUCAGGGUAAUGCCGACCCAGGUGUGCUCUACGGAGGUCGUGCUGCCAUCACGGAGGCUGUCGAGGCCAUGGUUAAAGGUUUCGAGAAAGGCAAGCAAGGAUGGAUAGCGAACUUGGGCCAUGGCAUCACUCCAUUUGUCAAGCCUGAGGAUCUGAGAUUCUUCUUUGAGGAGAUUCAUCGACUAACAGCAUAAAUGAAGCAUAAGACGUGAUCAUAACGAUGACAUUUGUGGAUUUGAGUUUCUGACUAUUUACAUGAUGGUUCAUCAUACUCUACGGCUCAUCGGCCAAUGACCGCCUUGGAUUAGACGGCAAUAUCCU